AUGGCAAAUAUCGCUGCACAGAGGAUCAAACGGGAAUUCAAAGAGGUUAUUAGAAGCGAGGAGGUUGCAAAAUGUGCCAUUAAACUAGACCUCGUCGAUAACAACUACACAGAACUAAGAGGUGAAAUUGCUGGCCCACCCGACACAGCCUACGAAGGAGGCAAUUUUGUUCUAGAAAUCAAAGUACCUGAAACCUACCCUUUCAAUCCCCCUAAGGUUCGAUUUAUAACAAAAAUUUGGCAUCCAAACAUUUCUUCAGUGACAGGAGCGAUAUGUUUGGAUAUUUUAAAAGAUCAAUGGGCUGCUGCAAUGACUCUCAGAACAGUUUUACUGUCAUUACAAGCCCUUCUAUCAGCAGCUGAACCAGAUGAUCCACAAGAUGCUGUGGUGGCUAGACAAUACAAAGAAAAUGUAGAAAUGUUCAGAUUAACAGCUAGACAUUGGACAAAUGCUUAUGCUGGAGGGCCUAAUGCGAAUCCUGAAUGUGAUGAAAAAAUCAAACGCCUGGUUGAUAUGGGUAUUGAAGAGCACCAAGCAAGAGUAGCCCUAUCGUCAUACAACUGGGAUUUAGAAAGGGCCACCGAACAACUGUUUAGUUAG
Molecule: messenger RNA, 600 nt
Organism: Ceutorhynchus assimilis (cabbage seed weevil)
Lineage: Eukaryota; Metazoa; Arthropoda; Insecta; Coleoptera; Curculionidae
Source: the annotation of a GenBank genome assembly